Molecule: messenger RNA, 3127 nt
Organism: Hypoxylon trugodes
Lineage: Eukaryota; Fungi; Ascomycota; Sordariomycetes; Xylariales; Hypoxylaceae
Product: vacuolar protein sorting-associated protein 16
Exons: 5
Coding region: 517-3000 (827 amino acids)
Biological process (GO): vacuole fusion, non-autophagic; intracellular protein transport; endosomal transport
Cellular component (GO): cytoplasm; HOPS complex; endosome
Molecular function (GO): actin binding
Source: RefSeq, a predicted model, not a curated record
CAUUGUUUUCCUCGAUCGUUAUCAUGUAGGGUAUUAGUGACUAGUUUCUGAGACAUCUUCGAAUCCUAAAAGAUUAUGAACCCAUUACGAUGUAAGUCAAUAGUGCCAUAUUUUCAUGAAAACCACUUCCAAUGGCAUGGUAGUAUGAUCCCCUCUAGCAAGACAGCCCAAGUAUAUUAAUUUAAUCAAUAUCCUAUCAUCUCAUUUGCUAUCGUAUUUAUAGCAAGCCGAAUCAAAAACAGGGGAGUGAAGCUUAAACUAAGGGUCCGUGUGGGUAUAGAGUUGAAUGUCAGGUACAAUUACGUAGGGGCCUAACUUCACAAGUUACCAGGUAUUAUUUGACCCGAAAUUUACCCGACGGAGUUUCCCAAGCUUCAUUCAUUCAAUCUUCUAACUCUAACUCUCUAAGAAUAGCUCCUCAUCUUUAAUAAUCAUACCGUAUUAUCUAAACCCUGAAGAACGGUAAUCGAUCCUUCGACUAUGAUCCCGAUAUAAUGAUGAUGAAGUAGGGCGAAUAUGGAAGCGACACAUCCGACUGUGGGAUGGGAGAGGGUGGGAGAUCGGUUUUACCGCAAGACGCAGCUGUAUACCGCGGUAUUCGACCAGGAUCUUGACUUGGACAAUUAUAUCGUUGCUGGUGCUCCAUAUGGUGGCGCCAUAGCCAUAUGUCGAGAUGACACCAAGAUCAUAUCUUAUCAGCCUUCUAAAUCAUCAAAACCCAGCAUCGACAUAUAUAGUUGCGCUGGUAAGCUGCUGAAGAGCAUUGGAUGGGAUAAGGGAUCCAUCAAAGGCCUCGGCUGGUCCGAAGAUGAGAAGCUUCUAGUAGUGAGCUAUGACGGUACCGUAAGAUGUUAUUACAACCUUCAAGGGGACUUUACACAGUUCUCCCUCGGUCGCGAAGCUGAAGAUUUCGGCGUCCACUCAUGUCGAUUCUACGAUCAUGGCAUGGUAGCCUUGCUCACUAAUAAUGCACUUAUUGCUGUGUCCUCGUACGAUGAGCCGCGACCGAAAGCGCUUACGAUGCCCCCGGAAGGAGAAGUCCACGCCUGGACCAUCAUCUCGCCAAGUUUCACUCUAUCGAGAUCUGUUGAAGUGCUCUUAAGUAUUGGAAAGACGGUCUACGUUGUGGAUAAGACUGAAUGUGAAGAUCGAUUCCUUGACAUUGGUCCAUUCUCACACAUCAGCGUAUCCCCAAAUGGGAAAUUCGCAGCCCUCUAUGCUGCAGAUGGGAAGGCCCACGUCAUUACUGCCGAUUUCCAGAGCCGACUAAGUGAAUACGAUUCCCGAUCUCAGCUCAUCCCUAAAUACCUAGAAUGGUGUGGUAAUGAUGCGGUUGUCAUUGCGUGGGAAGAUGAGGUGAAUGUUGUGGGGCCCAAUAAUGCUGUGGCACCCUACGUCUACGAAGGCCGCAUCCACGUAAUCGCAGAUCACGAUGGUGUACGACUAAUUACCAAUGAUGUUUGCGAUUUUAUCCAAAAAGUACCAGAUGUCACGGAGGAAGUUUUCCGCUUUGGAAGCGAGUCCCCGGCAUCCGUUCUACUAGACGCCGUAGAACAGCUUGAAAAUCAAUCUCCUAAAGCAGAUGAUAACAUACAACUGAUAAGACCCAAUCUUGUCGAAGCAGUCGACACGUGUGUUGCUGCUGCUGGGCAUGAAUUCAAUGCCCAUUGGCAGAAGCAAUUACUCAAGGCUGCUUCCUUUGGCAAAUCAGUUCUAGAUAUAUACAAUAGCGACGACUUCGUUGACAUGUGCGAGACCCUGCGAGUAAUUAAUGCUGUACGGUAUUACGAAAUCGGCUUGCCCUUGUCAUACGAACAAUACCAACGGCUUACCCCCGAGGGGUUAAUCCAAAGACUCAUCAACCGUCAUGAAUAUUUACUUGCGAUUCGUAUAGCCGGGUACUUACGUCUUCCUACGGAUCGAAUUUAUGUCCAUUGGGCAUCCGCCAAGGUCCGAAUUGGAACAGAAGAUGACGACUCGAUCUGCCGAUUAGUUGUGGAGAAGCUCUCGGGUAAGCCAGGUAUCUCCUUCGAAGCCAUUGCCCGCGCCGCCUAUGACGAGGGCCGUGGCCGAUUGGCUACAGAACUCCUCAACCAUGAGCCUCGUGCCGGACGACAAGUACCACUCCUCCUGAGCAUGGAAGAGGAUGAAAUUGCACUUGACAAAGCAAUUGAGAGCGGUGAUUCUGAUUUAAUCAUUUUCGUGCUCCUUGAGUUGAAGAAGAAACUCCCGUUAGCAUCCUUCUUCCGCGUGAUCAACGCACGACCGACAGCUACAGCACUUGUUGAGGCUUCAGCUGCGCUAGAAGGUGAUAAUGCUCUUCUCAAGGACCUAUAUUAUCAAGACGACCGUCGGGUAGAUGGCGCCGGUGUGUUUAUUCGCGAAGCAUUAAACCAGCCCGAUGCGCGUACAUCAGGCGACAAAUUAACACUCGCUGCAAAACUGCUCUCCGAUUCAAGAGAGAACCAUUUCGAACUAACCGCCUUGAAGGAGGCAGCAACGCUUCUACGUAUGCAAGAGGCACUGGAUCGCGACUUGACAGAUACCUUUACCGGUCUAAGUGUCAACGAAACAUUAUUUAAGCUAAUUCGACUGGGAUAUCAUAACAAAGCCAAGAAAAUCCAGAGCGAGUUCAAGGUUCCCGAGAAGGUAGCUUGGUGGAUUCGACUACGGGCACUCGUCGCAAAACGGGACUGGAACGAGAUCGAGGACAUUGCUAAGAGCAGAAAGAGCCCGAUCGGCUGGGAACCCUUUUACAACCAAAUCCUGCAAGCGGGCAACGCCCGCCUGGCAGCUACAUUUAUCCCCAAGUGUACGAACCUAGAGCCCGGCGCCUCAAUCACCAUGUACGAGAAGUGCGGUAUGCGCGUUAAGGCCGCGGAAGAAGCCGUCAAAGCCCGAGAUGCCGAGGCAUGGGCUCGUCUAUUCGAGGCCGCUGGCAAAAAUACUCCUGAGGGGAGAGAUAUUGAGCGCUUAGGAGCACAGGUGUUUAAGAAGUAAAUUGAUAAUCAACUUGGAAGGCCACUCGUAGAAGUGGCAGAGGCGAUCAGUCAGGAUGUAAUUAUGCAGAAGAUACCAUUAAGAACGGAGACUAAACUUUUACAACAAGCACAAUUUUCAUACGAGA